AUGUUUCAAGGGUUACUUUUUCAUGAGCACAGGCUUACCAAUCCUGAUGUCACCUUCCCAUUCCUCACGCUUUUGAUAUCAGGUGCAGUGGGGCUGACCAAUCCUGAUGUCACCUUUCCAUUCCUCACGCUUUUGAUAUCAGGCGGGCACAACCUUUUGUUAUUGUCACAUGGGGUGGGGCAGUACACUCAGCUGGGAACCACGCUAGACGAUGCCAUGGGUGAAGCGUUUGACAAGACAGCACGUCUGCUAGGUCUGGACUUGUCGGGGCCGGGAGGCGGAGGGGCAGCAGUUGAAGCGCUGGCAAAGGAAGGAAACCGAGAGAAGUUCAAGUUCACUGUGCCGCUAGCGCGUGUCAAGAGCUGCGACUUCCCCCGCGUGUCAAGAGCUGCGACUUUUCCUUCUCGGGACUUAAAGCCAAUGUGGCUCGCACAUUGCACGUUUCCCCUGUCCAUGCCUCCUCACAUUCUUCUCCUUCCUCUCUCCUCAUCCCCACCCAUUCAGCGCGUGUCAAGAGCUGCGACUUUUCCUUCUCGGGACUUAAAGCCAAUGUGGCUCGCACAUUGCACGUUUCCCCUGUCCAUGCCUCCUCACAUUCUUCUCCUUCCUCUCUCCUCAUCCCCACCCAUUCAGCGCGUGUCAAGAGCUGCGACUUUUCCUUCUCGGGACUUAAAGCCAAUGUGGCUCGCACAUUGCACGUUUCCCCUGUCCAUGCCUCCUCACAUUCUUCUCCUUCCUCUCUCCUCAUCCCCACCCAUUCAGCGCGUGUCAAGAGCUGCGACUUUUCCUUCUCGGGACUUAAAGCCAAUGUGGCUCGCACAUUGCACGUUUCCCCUGUCCAUGCCUCCUCACAUUCUUCUCCUUCCUCUCUCCUCAUCCCCACCCAUUCAGCGCGUGUCAAGAGCUGCGACUUUUCCUUCUCGGGACUUAAAGCCAAUGUGGCUCGCACAUUGCACGUUUCCCCUGUCCAUGCCUCCUCACAUUCUUCUCCUUCCUCUCUCCUCAUCCCCACCCAUUCAGCGCGUGUCAAGAGCUGCGACUUUUCCUUCUCGGGACUUAAAGCCAAUGUGGCUCGCACAUUGCACGUUUCCCCUGUCCAUGCCUCCUCACAUUCUUCUCCUUCCUCUCUCCUCAUCCCCACCCAUUCAGCGCGUGUCAAGAGCUGCGACUUUUCCUUCUCGGGACUUAAAGCCAAUGUGGCUCGCACAUUGCACGUUUCCCCUGUCCAUGCCUCCUCACAUUCUUCUCCUUCCUCUCUCCUCAUCCCCACUCAUUCAGCGCGUGUCAAGAGCUGCGACUUUUCCUUCUCGGGACUUAAAGCCAAUGUGGCUCGCACAUUGCACGUUUCCCCUGUCCAUGCCUCCUCACAUUCUUCUCCUUCCUCUCUCCUCAUCCCCACCCAUUCAGCGCGUGUCAAGAGCUGCGACUUUUCCUUCUCGGGACUUAAAGCCAAUGUGGCUCGCACAUUGCACGUUUCCCCUGUCCAUGCCUCCUCACAUUCUUCUCCUUCCUCUCUCCUCAUCCCCACCCAUUCAGCGCGUGUCAAGAGCUGCGACUUUUCCUUCUCGGGACUUAAAGCCAAUGUGGCUCGCACAUUGCACGUUUCCCCUGUCCAUGCCUCCUCACAUUCUUCUCCUUCCUCUCUCCUCAUCCCCACCCAUUCAGCGCGUGUCAAGAGCUGCGACUUUUCCUUCUCGGGACUUAAAGCCAAUGUGGCUCGCACAUUGCACGUUUCCCCUGUCCAUGCCUCCUCACAUUCUUCUCCUUCCUCUCUCCUCAUCCCCACCCAUUCAGCGCGUGUCAAGAGCUGCGACUUUUCCUUCUCGGGACUUAAAGCCAAUGUGGCUCGCACAUUGCACGUUUCCCCUGUCCAUGCCUCCUCACAUUCUUCUCCUUCCUCUCUCCUCAUCCCCACCCAUUCAGCGCGUGUCAAGAGCUGCGACUUUUCCUUCUCGGGACUUAAAGCCAAUGUGGCUCGCACAUUGCACGUUUCCCCUGUCCAUGCCUCCUCACAUUCUUCUCCUUCCUCUCUCCUCAUCCCCACCCAUUCAGCGCGUGUCAAGAGCUGCGACUUUUCCUUCUCGGGACUUAAAGCCAAUGUGGCUCGCACAUUGCACGUUUCCCCUGUCCAUGCCUCCUCACAUUCUUCUCCUUCCUCUCUCCUCAUCCCCACCCAUUCAGCGCGUGUCAAGAGCUGCGACUUUUCCUUCUCGGGACUUAAAGCCAAUGUGGCUCGCACAUUGCACGUUUCCCCUGUCCAUGCCUCCUCACAUUCUUCUCCUUCCUCUCUCCUCAUCCCCACCCAUUCAGCGCGUGUCAAGAGCUGCGACUUUUCCUUCUCGGGACUUAAAGCCAAUGUGGCUCGCACAUUGCACGUUUCCCCUGUCCAUGCCUCCUCACAUUCUUCUCCUUCCUCUCUCCUCAUCCCCACCCAUUCAGCGCGUGUCAAGAGCUGCGACUUUUCCUUCUCGGGACUUAAAGCCAAUGUGGCUCGCACAUUGCACGUUUCCCCUGUCCAUGCCUCCUCACAUUCUUCUCCUUCCUCUCUCCUCAUCCCCACCCAUUCAGCGCGUGUCAAGAGCUGCGACUUUUCCUUCUCGGGACUUAAAGCCAAUGUGGCUCGCACAUUGCACGUUUCCCCUGUCCAUGCCUCCUCACAUUCUUCUCCUUCCUCUCUCCUCAUCCCCACCCAUUCAGCGCGUGUCAAGAGCUGCGACUUUUCCUUCUCGGGACUUAAAGCCAAUGUGGCUCGCACAUUGCACGUUUCCCCUGUCCAUGCCUCCUCACAUUCUUCUCCUUCCUCUCUCCUCAUCCCCACCCAUUCAGCGCGUGUCAAGAGCUGCGACUUUUCCUUCUCGGGACUUAAAGCCAAUGUGGCUCGCACAUUGCACGUUUCCCCUGUCCAUGCCUCCUCACAUUCUUCUCCUUCCUCUCUCCUCAUCCCCACCCAUUCAGCGCGUGUCAAGAGCUGCGACUUUUCCUUCUCGGGACUUAAAGCCAAUGUGGCUCGCACAUUGCACGUUUCCCCUGUCCAUGCCUCCUCACAUUCUUCUCCUUCCUCUCUCCUCAUCCCCACUCAUUCAGCGCGUGUCAAGAGCUGCGACUUUUCCUUCUCGGGACUUAAAGCCAAUGUGGCUCGCACAUUGCACGUUUCCCCUGUCCAUGCCUCCUCACAUUCUUCUCCUUCCUCUCUCCUCAUCCCCACCCAUUCAGCGCGUGUCAAGAGCUGCGACUUUUCCUUCUCGGGACUUAAAGCCAAUGUGGCUCGCACAUUGCACGUUUCCCCUGUCCAUGCCUCCUCACAUUCUUCUCCUUCCUCUCUCCUCAUCCCCACCCAUUCAGCGCGUGUCAAGAGCUGCGACUUUUCCUUCUCGGGACUUAAAGCCAAUGUGGCUCGCACAUUGCACGUUUCCCCUGUCCAUGCCUCCUCACAUUCUUCUCCUUCCUCUCUCCUCAUCCCCACCCAUUCAGCGCGUGUCAAGAGCUGCGACUUUUCCUUCUCGGGACUUAAAGCCAAUGUGGCUCGCACAUUGCACGUUUCCCCUGUCCAUGCCUCCUCACAUUCUUCUCCUUCCUCUCUCCUCAUCCCCACCCAUUCAGGAGGUGGCAGUGUUGCAUCUGCAGUCACGGGUGCAGAGAGCCAUUCAGGUGGCGAGGGAAUCAGCUCCUGCGAUUGACUCACUGGUGAUGGCAGGGGGAGUGGCGUCUAAUCAAGUCGUCCGCACUCGGAUUGCAGCAGUCUGUGAGCAGGCAGGAAUGAGGCUGGUGAUGGCAGGAGGAGUGGCAUCUAAUCAAGUUGUUCGCACGCGGAUCGCAGCCAUCUGCGAGCAGGCGGGGGUGAGGCUCGUGUGCCCUCCGCCCCGCCUCUGCACUGAUAAUGAUAGGUGUUGGGGCCAUCAGGUGGAGCUCAGACCGCGAUGGCCCCUGGCAGACCCCCCAUCCUCCCCAUCACACUCCAUCCUCUUUCCUUUUUUUUGUCCCCCACUCCCCUUCCUUGCCAUGCCUCUCCCAUUGAUUGACCAACAUCAGGUGGAGCUCAGACCGCGAUGGCCCCUGGCAGACCCGCCAUCCUCCCCCUCGCGCUCCGCCAAGCAAAAGCGCCUCUUCCCUUCCCUCUCCUCCUCCUCCCCUUCCACCCCACUCCUCUCCUCGAAUCCUCCCAUCACCUCUGCAACGCCCCUCUCCUCGUCCUCUUUCGACUCUCAUGCUGCGGCCACGUCAGUGAAUUGA
Messenger RNA from Closterium sp. Naga37s-1, 4230 nucleotides. The record is from the annotation of a GenBank genome assembly. Lineage: Eukaryota; Viridiplantae; Streptophyta; Zygnematophyceae; Desmidiales; Closteriaceae.